Molecule: messenger RNA, 4587 nt
Organism: Kuraishia capsulata CBS 1993
Lineage: Eukaryota; Fungi; Ascomycota; Pichiomycetes; Pichiales; Pichiaceae
Exons: 1
Coding region: 1-4587 (1528 amino acids)
Biological process (GO): xenobiotic detoxification by transmembrane export across the plasma membrane
Cellular component (GO): membrane
Molecular function (GO): ABC-type transporter activity; ATP binding; ATP hydrolysis activity
Source: RefSeq, a predicted model, not a curated record
AUGGUUUCCAGUGAUACUGAUUCCAUUGUGGUCAAGUCCGACGCUGGAAGUGAUGUGGCCUCUUAUCGUGGUUUCGACGCCACCGCUGAUGAGCAGGUUCACGACCUCGCCAGAAAGCUAACCAAUGAAAGUGGCCAUUUGUCGCUUUUUUUGGCAGACGGAAAGCCAAGACCUUCGGUUGUUUCCGACAGUGCUCAUUUGGUGAGAACCUUGUCGACCAUGUCUAAUGUGCCUGGUGUUUCCACCUUCACUGAAGGUGAGAUUGAUUCCCGUCUUGACCCCAACUCCGACGAUUUUGACUCCAAGCUUUGGGUUAAAAACUUCAGAAAGCUCAUGGACAAUGAUCCAGACUACUACAAGCAUACUUCCUUGGGAAUUGCAUACAGAAAUUUGCGUGCGUCUGGUAUCGCUGCAGAUGCCUCGUACCAGCCUACCAUUCUCAAUUACCCCUACAAGGUGGUGGAAGACUUGUACAACAAAUUUGCUAAGGAGAAUCCUGCCAGAUUCUUUGAUAUCUUGAAGCCUAUGGAUGCUAUUAUGAAGCCAGGUUCUCUUACUGUUGUCCUGGGUAGACCAGGUGCAGGUUGUUCCACUUUGUUGAAGACCAUCAGUGCUCAGACCUACGGUUUUAAAAUUGCGCCGGAAUCUGAGAUUUCCUACGACGGUUUCACCAUGAAUGAAAUCAACAAGCACUAUAGAGGUGAAGUUGUCUACUCUGCUGAGGUGGACAACCAUUUCCCUCAUUUGACCGUCGGUCAGACUCUGAACUUUGCAGCUGGUUUGAGAACUCCUCAGAACAGAGGCAAUGGAAUCAACAGAGAGGUGUACGCCAAACAUAUGACGGAUGUUUAUAUGGCAACCUAUGGUUUGCUGCACACCAGAAACACCAAGGUUGGUAACGACUUAGUCAGAGGUGUUUCUGGUGGUGAACGUAAGAGAGUUUCCAUUGCCGAAGUGUCUCUGUGUGGAUCUGCCUUGCAGUGCUGGGAUAACGCCACUAGAGGUCUGGAUGCUGCCACCGCUUUGGAGUUCAUUAGGGCCUUGAAGACUUCUGCUGUUCUUUUGGACACCACUCCACUCAUUGCCAUCUACCAAUGUUCUCAAGAUGCCUAUGACUUGUUCGACAAUGUCAUCGUUUUGUACGAAGGUUACCAGAUUUACUUUGGUUUGGGAACAAAGGCUAAGGAUUACUUCUUGCGCAUGGGUUACGACUGCCCACCAAGACAGACCACUGCCGAUUUCUUGACUUCUUUGACCAACCCAAGUGAGAGAGUCGCCAAGCCAGGAUUCGAAAAUAAGGUGCCAAAGACACCUAAGGAGUUCUCCGACUACUGGCGUAACUCCCCAGAGUUUGUGGAGCUUACUGAAGAGGUUGACGCUUAUAUCCAAGACCACAAGGUGAACAACGCCACUACUGAGUUUUUGGAGAGCAAGGUUGCCAGACAAUCCAACCACACCAGACCUACCUCCUCUUACACUGUCUCGUAUUCGAUGCAAAUCAAGGCUAUUUUGAGAAGAAACUGGUGGAGACUUCAAGGUGAUCCUUCGAUUACUUUGUUCUCCGUUAUUGCCAACACCAUCAUGGGUUUGCUUCUAUCGUCUCUGUUUUACAACCUGCCUGCCACUUCUGGAUCCUUCUAUUACCGUUCUGCCUCGCUCUUCUUUGCCGUCUUGUUCAAUGCCUUUUCUUCGCUUUUGGAGGUCAUGGCUCUGUUUGAAUCUAGACCCAUCAUUGAGAAACAUAAGAAAUACGCAUUAUACCAUCCUUCCGCAGAUGCCAUGGCUUCUAUUAUCAGUGAAUUUCCUCCCAAGCUUAUCACCGCUGUUGGUUUCAACCUCGUUUUCUACUUCAUGGUGAACUUCAGAAGAAACCCAGGUAGGUUCUUCUUCUACUUCUUGGUGAACUUUCUUGCUACCUUGGCCAUGUCUCAUAUCUUCCGUUCUAUUGGUUCUUUCUACAAAACUCUGUCUGAAGCCAUGUCUCUUGCAGCUCUGAUUUUGCUUGCUCUGGUUAUCUACACUGGUUUCGUGGUCCCAACCCCAAGUAUGCUUGGCUGGUCCAGAUGGAUCAAUUAUCUGGAUCCAAUUGCUUAUGUGUUUGAGUCCUUGAUGACCAACGAGUUCCAAGAUAGGCUUUUCGAGUGCUCGGCUUUCAUUCCUUCCGGUGAGGCAUACUCCAAGUACCCUAGUGCUAACAAGGUGUGUUCGUCUGUGAGUUCCGUGGCCGGAGAGGACUUCGUCAACGGUACCAAAUAUGUGAACGCAGCUUAUGCCUACUACAACAAGCAUAAGUGGAGAAACGUGGGUGUUGUUAUUGCCUUUGUCGUCUUUUUCCUGGGUGUCUACCUGGCUAUCUGUGAGUUAUCGAGAGGUUCUUUGCAGAAGGGUGAAGUCUUGGUGUUCCAGUCUUCAACUUUGAGAAAGCUCAAAAAGCAAAACAAGCUCAUCAACUCCGAUGACCCCGAAUCUGCCCUUAAUGGUGAAAAACAAGCCUCUGUUAUUGAGGAAACUGGUUCGACCAGUGAGGAUAAGGGAGGAGCUGCUGUCAAGCUUAGUGCCGGUAAGGACAUUUUCCACUGGCGUGAUGUUUGUUACGAAGUGAACAUCAAGACCGAAGUGAGAAAAAUUCUGAACCAUGUUGAUGGUUGGGUUAAGCCAGGAACUUUGACUGCUCUUAUGGGUGCUUCUGGUGCUGGUAAGACUACUUUGCUUGAUGUGUUGGCCAACAGAGUCACCAUGGGUGUUGUGACUGGUUCUAUGUUCGUCAACGGUCGUUUGAGAGAUGACUCGUUCCAACGUUCUACUGGUUAUGUUCAGCAACAAGAUUUGCAUUUGCAAACUGCCACUGUAAGAGAAUCUCUUCGUUUUUCGGCCUAUUUGAGACAACCUGCUUCGGUUUCCCAAGCUGAGAAGGACGAAUAUGUUGAGAAUGUCAUUGAAAUCCUGGAAAUGGAGAAGUACGCUGAUGCCAUUGUUGGUGUUAGUGGUGAAGGUCUGAACGUUGAGCAGAGAAAGAGACUGACCAUCGGUGUUGAGCUGGCUGCUAAGCCUCAAUUGCUUCUGUUCUUGGACGAGCCUACUUCUGGUUUGGAUUCUCAGACAGCCUGGUCUAUUUGUCAGUUGAUGCGUAAGCUGGCUGACAACGGUCAAGCUAUUCUGUGUACUAUUCACCAGCCUUCAGCCAUCUUGCUCCAAGAGUUCGACAGAUUGUUGUUCUUGGCAAGAGGUGGACGUACUGUUUACUUCGGUGAUUUGGGUGAAAACUGUACUACUCUGAUUGACUACUUUGAAAAACACGGUGCUCAUCCAUGUCCUCACGAUGCCAACCCUGCCGAGUGGAUGUUGGAAGUCAUUGGUGCUGCCCCAGGUUCUCAUGCCAAUCAGGAUUAUCACGAGGUGUGGAUGAAUUCUGCUGAACGUGCGGCUGUUCGUACAGAGCUGGCUACCAUGGAACAUGAAUUAGUCAAAAUUCCAAAGGAUGAUUCUCCAGAUGCCCGCAAGGAGUUUGCUGCUCCACUGUGGUUCCAGUACACCCAGGUCACCAGGCGUGUGUUCGAACAGUACUUCAGAACUCCAACUUACAUCUGGUCCAAACUUCUUCUUACUAUCAUCUCUGCUAUUUUCAAUGGUUUCUCUUUUUUCAAGGCUGGUCUCUCUCUCCAAGGUCUUCAGAACCAGAUGCUUGCCAUCUUUAUGUUCUUGAUUGUCUUGAUGACUUUGACUCAGCAGUAUCUGCCAAACUACGUCUUUCAACGUGGUCUAUACGAGGCCAGAGAACGUCCUUCAAAGACCUUCUCUUGGCUUGCAUUUAUUUUGGCUCAGAUCACGGUUGAAAUUCCAUGGCAAAUGUUGUGUGGUACCUUGUCUUUCUUCUGUUGGUACUACCCAGUUGGUAUGUAUGAAAACGCUGUUGCCACUGAUACCGUUCACGAGCGUGGUGCUUUGAUUUGGUUGUACAUCGUCGCUUUCUUUGUAUAUGCUUCCACAUUGGCUCAAUUGUGUGUUGCUGGUAUGGAGAUUGCCGAUAAUGCCGCCAACUUGGCUUCCCUGAUGUUCACCAUGUCUCUCAAUUUCUGUGGUAUCUUGAAAUACCCAAGUGGAUUCUGGAUUUUCAUGUACCGUGUCUCGCCAUUCACCUAUUGGGUGCAAGGUGUGUUGAGUACUGGUGUUGGUAAAUCUAAAGUGACUUGCUCCACGUCGGAGUACGUCCAUUUCCCACCACCAAGCGGAAUGAAUUGUGGUGAUUACAUGAAGGACUAUAUUAGUGCGGCGGGUGGUUACUUGCUGGACGAAGAUGAGACUUCUAAGUGUUCGUUCUGCUCUACUGCUUCCACGGAUGUGUACUUGGCCUCGGUCAAUUCUUACUACUCUCAGAGAUGGAGAAAUUACGGUAUUUACAUCGCUUUCAUCUUCAUCAACAUAUUUGGCACUGUGUUCUUGUAUUGGCUGGUUAGAGUUCCAAAGUCCAAGAACAGAGUCAAGGACGAAGCCCCUUCCGCAGAAGAGGAGGAGCAGAAGACUAUUGAGAGACAGCUUUCAAGAACACAGAGCAGAAACUCCAAGAAGUCUAGAAAGUCCAUUAUCUAG